AGAUCUCCUGCUCAAAAUUAAACCACACACCAUUAUUUGUUGCUAAAUACCCAGUCGGAAUAAAUUAUCGCGUAGAGGCCAUAAAAUCACUUUUAGACAUUGGAUCAAAUGAUGUUCGUAUGGUAGGGAUGUAUGGCCCUUGUGGAGUGGGUAAGACUACCAUCGCUAAAGCUGUCUAUAACACAAUUUAUAAACUUUUUGAAGGAAGCAGCUUUCUAGAAAAUGUCAGAGAUAGGUUUGGGACAUUUAAUGGUGCAAUCCAAUUACAAGAGACACUUCUUUGUGAGAUUUUAGGGGAUAUGAAUUUAAAGGUUGGUAAUGUAUUCAAAGGAAUCAAUUUGAUAAAGGAAAGGCUUUGUAGUAAAAGGAUUUUUUUAAUUCUUGAUGAUGUGGAUAAAUUAGACCAAAUAGAAAGAUUAAUUGGAAAAUGUGAUUUGCUUGCUCCUGGGAGUAGAAUCAUAAUAACCACAAGAGACAAACACUUGCUAGCUACCCUUGGAAAAGGUCUUUCUACUUACGAUGUUAAGGAAUUAAAUGAUCGUGAAGCUCUUGAAUUAUUUAGUUUGCAUGCGUUCCAAAGAAACAAACCCAAGGAAGAUUAUUCAAAACUUACAAACCAAGUUAUACGUUUUGCUAAAGGCAUUCCAUUAGCUCUAGCAAUAAUAGGUGCUGAUUUGUAUGGAAGAGAUCAAAUGGAAUGGAAAAGCACAUUAGAUAAGUAUGAAAGAAUUCCAAACAAAAAAAUUCAAAAAAUACUCCAAAUAAGUUAUGAAGGAUUGGAUGAAACUGAAAAAGUUAUCUUCCUUGAUAUAGCAUGUUUCUUCAAGGGAGUUUGCAAGAAUUAUAUUGUAGAUAUACUAAAUUCUUGCAAUUUAUACCCAGUUAUUGGUAUUCGAAGACUUAUUGAGAAGUGUCUCAUAACUAUUGAUCGAUAUGACAAAUUAUGGAUGCAUGACUUGGUACAACAAAUGGGUAGAGAAAUUGUUCGACAAGAAUCACCACAGAUACUUGGAAUGCGUAGCAGGCUAUGGUGUUAUGAGGAUGUUGUUGAAGUGCUAACUGAAAAUAAGGGAUCUGAAAAAGUUCGAGGCAUGAUGAUCUACUCUUCUGAACGAGCAAAGUUGCAAUUAGAAGCUAAAUGUUUUGAAAAGAUGAAAAAUCUUAAAUUCCUUAUAGUUGGUAAUGUAGAUAUUUGUGGAAGUGUUGAAUAUUUUCCAAAUGAAUUAAGGUUGCUUGAUUGGCCCGAAUUUCCUUUACCUUCCUUACCAUCUAAUUUUCGUCCUCAAAAACUCAUUGCACUCAGCAUGCCACAAAGUCAAAUUAUAUUGGAUAAAGUUCUUGAGAUGGGACAAUUCAAAAGCUUGACAUAUAUGAAUUUUCGUUCAUGUCAAUACAUAAGGAAAUUAUCCGACUUAUCUAUCGCCACCCCAAACAUAAAAGAAUUGGAUCUCUAUCAAUGUAGAAAUCUAGUUGAAGUUCAUGACUCUGUUGGACAUCUUGAUAGGCUUGAAAAGUUGGACCUCUCUGGGUGCACUAGACUUCAAAUUCUUCCAAGCUGCCUCAUGAUGAAAUCUCUUAAACAAUUAAUUCUUUAUGAGUGUAGAAGGCUUGAGAAGUUCCCCAAUAUUUCGCAUGAAAUGGAUGGAUUAGAGUAUCUAACUUUUAUUGGAACUGCUAUUAAAGAGUUACCUCCAUCAUUUGAGAAUCUUACUAGGCUUGAGAGAUUGCACCUAGGAUUGCACCUAGGUUCAGGAUAUCUUCCUAGUGGCAUCUAUAAUAUGCAAAAUCUUCAUGAGCUCUAUAUUUGGGGUGAUUUAAAAUUUCCAAAGGACAUGGAGAUUGAUAGACAAGCUCUGUCUAAUGAUUACAAUGGCUUUUCCAAAUAUGGGUUUUGGAGCUUGACAUUUCUAGCUCUUGUUUUUUCUAAAAAUAGUCUAGAAAUAGAUCUUAUUUUGCCUUCUUGUUGCCCACUCUCAUUGCAAGAAUUAUUAAUACAGAGUGACGAUUUUACCCUCCCAGAAAGCAUUUUGAGGUUCAAAAAGUUACGUGUGCUUCACAUUUGGCAUUCCAUCUUCCUUCAAGAAAUUCCUAAGCUUCCAGAAAGUAUAAGAAUAGUAGAACUAAAAAAUAGCUUGUUGACUUCAAAAUCAUUGUACAAAUUAUUGCUUCAGUUUGGAAGAAUUUUAGGGUUUCCACAAAAUAUUGCGUGUUCAGGUGUAAGAAGUGACAUAUUAUUGGAUUCACAGUCAUCUAGCAGAUUAUCGCAUCAGAUUGAUCCCUCUUGGUUCCAUCCCUCCAAGCUCCCUGAAGUUCGAACUAAGUUUAAUGCUAGUCCAUAUGUGUACCGGAGUUUUCAAGAAGAUGACACUGGACAUGAUUGUCACAUUAGAGUACCUGGAAAUGAGAUUCCAAAGUGGUUCAACCAUCAAAGCGCUAGAAGUUCGAUAUCAUUAUGGGUUGGUCCAGAAUUUCCGACAUUUGCUCUUUGUGUUGCUUUUUGUUUGGAAGAUGAAAAUGCAUACGCUUAUGUUUGUGUUGUUGAUGUUUUCACCAAUGGUCAUAAACAAACGCUCAUAGAGGAACUCUUUGAUAAUUUCUGUAAUGAUAAUCGGUGGUUUUACGGUGCAUCCCAUAGGUUAAUGCAGCAUAUUUUUGGAAACUUUAUUCAAGGAGAUCAGAAUCAUGUUGAAAUUUCAUGUAAGAUCUCUUCUUGGACUAGCGAAACUGGCGGAGUAAUCGCUCCUACCAUUGCAAGGUUAGGGGUCCAUGUGAAAUGUAUUUGUGGUCUUCAGAGUUCUGUUAUCAACCAUGAAAAUUAUUAUUCAAAGCUUCCAAUGGUUAUGGUAAAUGGGUCUGACUUUAGUUUGGGUGAGCCAAAUUUGGAAAUUGACUCAAUUGCUGGUGAUGAGUUUGAUUUGGGUUUGUCUUCAAUGGGCUGUUCCUCUAUGAAUGAUGUCUUUGACUUCAAUCCGUAUCCACUGUCGAAGAAAAUAGGAAACCUCUUGAGGAAAAGAGACCAAAUAUAUCGAGAUGUAGUGGAUAGCAAUAAGGUUCUUGUUGAUGCUGACCCAGCUGGAGAAGCUGUUCCUAGAGGAUCCAGCCAUAGCCCUAUUAGCCCCCUAGGCGAAGGCUCUUCAGUGACCGGAGGAGAAUCAUUUGAUGUCGAUUCCAUUCAUGAGAGGACCGAUCUCCAAGGGAAGUGUGGUAAGGUUUCAGCGGUUUGA
Molecule: messenger RNA, 3224 nt
Organism: Quercus lobata
Lineage: Eukaryota; Viridiplantae; Streptophyta; Magnoliopsida; Fagales; Fagaceae
Product: disease resistance-like protein DSC1
Exons: 7
Coding region: 120-3224 (1034 amino acids)
Biological process (GO): defense response
Molecular function (GO): ADP binding
Source: RefSeq, a predicted model, not a curated record